UCCUCCUCCUCCUCCUCCUCCUCGUCGUCGUCGUGGUGUCCCCCGGCUGCCCGCGCGGCCCGAUGCCCCGCUACUGCGCCGCGUUUUGCUGCAAGAACCGGCGAGGGCGGGGCGGCGCCGAGCGGAGGCUCAGCUUCUACCCGUUUCCGCUUCACGAUAAAGAGAGACUUGAAAAAUGGUUACGGAAUAUGAAACGUGAUGCCUGGGUACCCAGUAAAUACCAAUUCCUAUGUAGUGACCAUUUUACUCCUGACUCUCUCGAUGUAAGAUGGGGAAUUCGAUAUUUAAAACAAACUGCCAUACCAACUAUAUUCUCUUUGCCUGAAGACAGUCAGGGAAAGGACUCUUCAAAGAGCAAGGUUCAGAAGAAGCAAACUGUGGAAGGUAAGGAAAUAGGCCGGCCGUUAAAGUCAGAAGUAGUAUCGGCAUCCCGGGAAUCGUGUUCACCCCGACAAGGUGGAAGUGCUCAGGCACCCUGCUCGUCGGUCAUGAGGGACCCUCUUCAAAAGAGUAAACUGCUAGAUCCCAAACCAGAAAGCUCACAGGUCGAUGACGUGCUUACUCUGAAAGCAUUUAACCAACAGAUUGAAGAAGCAAAAUCAGUUCUGGAAGCCUCAGUUAUCCAGGAUGUAGAAAUUGGCAGCUUUCACCCAGUAGCCGAGAACCUUCUGAAUUCUGCAUCUGCUUUGGAGCCCGCAAAUCCAGAACAUUUAUGCCUGUCUUUGGAACCGAUAAAUGUUGUUGAAGAAACGGCCACUGAUUGUCCAAACCUUUCCGUGGAUGUGCAGGCGGGUUGCGGCAAUGCCGUCUUAUUCAAUACUAUCUCCCAGACUUUCGGAGAAUUGACUCCAAAUGAAGAAUCGGUUAUUACUAUUCUCUUACCUGCUGAAAGCUCGAAGCCUUCAGUGGUGUGCAGUUCACUGGGACCCGCUCAACAGGAAGUGCUAGACUUGGAAGACACAGACACCGACGACUCCUCAUACAAGGACGUGGACUGUGGAACGGAAAUAUUACAAACAGAGCAUUCAUACUGCCGACAAGACAUCAACAGGGAACAACUCUGGCAAAAAGUUUCCAAGCUGCAUUCCAAGAUAACCCUCCUUGAACUCCAGGAGCAGCAAACCCUAGGAAGGCUUAAAUCACUAGAAGCUCUCAUAGGGCAGCUGAAACAGGAAAACUUGCUUUCUGAAGAAAAGCUCAAGAUUGUAGAGAAUUGUUUCACAACAUUUGAAGUUACCAUGAUCCAAUAAAAACAUCUAGGAUUUUACCGAAGCUCUUUGAUUACGCAUUAAGUGACCUUUCCAAAAAUGAAUCUCCCGUCUCCGAGACGCAACGUUCCUCAGCCGAGGCUAGGGGGCCGGGGGAGAUUUCCAGGAGGCUGAAGAGACUCGGAGUGGUGGUGCUCUCUGGGUUGGACAAUUGGAAGGCGGUAGCUGCCUUCCCCUGCCCUUCUACGUCUCCCAUUCCCCACUCCUCCCUUCCUCUCCCCCUGGUUUCAUAAGAUGAACAAGGGAGGCUGCAGCUGGCAUGGGGUGGGGAUUUUGCCUGCAAGUUCAAUGGAGGAAGAGCUGCGGGCAGGACCCAUUUUGAGCUUUUGGUUUAUUUGCUGUUUGGUUUGAAGAUCCUGGCCCCAGAAAUUGAAUUUCUGGAAUAAAGCAAAGAAUGCCCGUAA
This is a messenger RNA of Ornithorhynchus anatinus (platypus), 1672 nucleotides long. It is a transcript of the gene THAP5, whose product is annotated as THAP domain containing 5. The record is from RefSeq and is a predicted model, not a curated record. Bases 63 to 1250 code for a protein of 395 amino acids. Gene Ontology annotation, cellular component: nucleus. The transcript has 3 exons. Lineage: Eukaryota; Metazoa; Chordata; Mammalia; Monotremata; Ornithorhynchidae.